Trichophyton benhamiae CBS 112371 is the source of this 2058-nucleotide messenger RNA. RefSeq lists its product as uncharacterized. Gene Ontology annotation, biological process: protein targeting to vacuole; protein transport to vacuole involved in ubiquitin-dependent protein catabolic process via the multivesicular body sorting pathway. The transcript is spliced from 6 exons. Gene Ontology annotation, molecular function: ubiquitin binding; phosphatidylinositol-3-phosphate binding. The coding region runs from base 1 to 2058 and encodes 685 amino acids. NCBI's taxonomy places the organism in Eukaryota, Fungi, Ascomycota, Eurotiomycetes, Onygenales, Arthrodermataceae. The record is from RefSeq and is a predicted model, not a curated record. Gene Ontology annotation, cellular component: ESCRT-0 complex.
AUGACGUCGAUUUAUGGAAUCAGGCACUCAACAUUCAAGCAGAAGCAAAGCAACAGAAACAGAGGAAGAGAAGACGAAGACGAAGACGAAGACAAGCAGACGAAGCAGGCAGUGGAUGCGCAUCUGGAGAGAUCGCCGUUGAGCCCCUCUACAUCUACAGCUCCAAACAUCCCAAGCUUCUCCCUCAGUGUCGUCAUCAUGGCAAGCUGGUUCACAUCGUCGUCCCCGCUGGACGACCAGGUUGAGAAGGCUACGUCCUCCAGCUUGGAGGAUAUCGCUUUGAACCUGGAGAUUUCCGACCUGAUUCGAUCCAAGACAGUGCAGCCCAAGGAGGCUAUGAAAGUGCUGAAGCGCAGGCUGGAGACGAAGAAUCCCAAUGUUCAGCUCGCGACGCUUAAGUUGACCGAUACCUGCGUGAAGAAUGGCGGUCGGCAUUUUCUCGUUGAGAUCGCAUCUCGAGAAUUUAUGGAUAACCUCGUUUCCUUACUCAGAACUGAAGGCCCAAAUUCCUUAAACCAUGAUGUCAAGACCAAGAUGCUGGAGCUUAUACAGAACUGGGCCAUGGCCGCUCAGCCCAGGAACGACCUAUCUUACAUCGCCGAAACUUAUCGGAAACUACAGAACGACGGAUAUAAUUUCCCACCAAAGACCGAGAUCUCAAGCACGAUGCUAGAUAGCGAUGCUUGUUCUAGCAAGACCCUGCCACUACCGCACCUUGGGAUAAUUCAACCUGUCCGUGUGGACGAUGGCUGUUAUGCAAAACUUACGUCGAAAUCCACCAGUGCAGCCGCUCGCUCGUUUAGUAAUUCAUCAAACGUACCAGCAGUUCCCGCGAAUAAGCCCCGCAUGGAACCUCGGAGUGCGUAUGCUGAUAACGAUUUUGACGAAGAUUUGAAGCGGGCGCUACAGAUGAGCUUGGAGGAUUCAAAGGGGCGGCAGUCCUCUGGUUAUGUUCCACAACCCAAAUCUACAUACGCCUCGCCAAAGGUACAAGUUAGCGCACCAAAAAAUGAUGAGGAAGAAGACGCGGAUCUUAAAGCUGCUAUUGAAGCAUCAUUAAAGGACGUGGAGGAGCAAAAGCGAAAGCAUACUGCGGCUCUGAAGAGCUCUGCAUUUAGCGACAAGCCAGCGUCCAGCAAAUCUUCCGCAGUAUUGCCGAAAAAAGAUUAUGAGUUGACACCUGUCGAAGCUGAAAAUAUCAACUUGUUGGCCACGCUUGUGGACCGGCUACAACACCAACCUCCAGGAACCAUUCUACGAGAACCCCAAAUUCAAGAAUUAUACGAAAGUAUUGGUGCCCUACGACCGAAGCUCGCUCGAACAUACGGCGAAACUGUCAGCAAAUAUGAUACUCUUCUUGACCUUCAUGCUAAACUAUCAACGGUUGUGCGAUAUUAUGACCGCAUGCUGGAAGAACGACUCUCAAAUACAUACUCGCGCCAGACCUUGAAUGCUUAUGAUAAUGUUCGCCCCCAGUCUGGUUCCAACUUCUACCCAUCUAUGACCCAGCAUAACACAGGUGGCCAUGAAGGUGCCGAAAACUUUUAUCUUGGAACUGGCGCACCAUCUGAACCCCAUCAGUCGGUGUACCCCCAAUAUCCAAGUACUUAUUCACAACCGCCGCAACAGCAAGUACACGACUACCAAGGUUCAGCACUGUCAUCUACUCCUUCUUUUGACCGGAGAGCUUCUACCCACGGUAGCCUUCACUCUCAGCCCAGAAAUUCUGAACAAUUCUCCCGGCCACCUCCACAGCCCUCUUAUUCGUACACCCCUCAAGAUCUCACGCAUUCUUCACCACAGGGAGCAGAGUCCGUCUCUCCACCACAACCCAUAGCACAUCAAUAUCCACCUACCCAGUACCCGCCACCAUCUGCAACCCCUCACCAAACUGUCUACACCCCUCCUGCUCCGACAAACGGACAAAAUCCUAACUAUAACUACAUGUCACCCGCCCUACAGCCCCCCCUACAACAUCACCAGCAGCAACAGCCGCCUCCACCACAGCAACAAGCUGCUUCAAAACCUGUCGUGGAGGAAAGUCUGAUCGAACUUUAA